CUCAAUAUCCGAGGGAUUUUGUCGUGGUACGAUGUACAAAUCUGCAGUGAUUCUCGUUGCGCUGAUUGGAACGGCAUGCGCAUUUCCACCCGCCGACAUCCUGCGUAAAUCGGUAGCCGAGGAUAACGUCGAUGAAAAGGCUCCGGAAAUCCCGCCGCAAGGAUCGGAAGUCGAAAAUCAGAAGGAAGAUGAUGGCGUCCGGGAGUCCGACAAGGAAUCGACCUCCGAAUAUCGUCUUUUUACCGCUACUAUGAAGAUUCCGGAAUUCACGACGGUGACAGCAAUACGAUCCGAUCAAAGUGCCGAGGAGAAUGAAGAGCCAAAAACGUCAUGCGCCGAGGGUGACGCGUCCUGCGAUUCUCUUGAUGAAAAUACACCACGUCAGAAAAGAACUAUCAGAAUGUUCCCGUGGGAUCAGAUACCACAUCUUUCGAUGAACACCGUGAAAGUUUCAUACAUGGAUAAUAUACCGGAUUUCAAAGGAUUUAAUAUACCCGAUUCAAGUGAUUUCGAUUUCACAAAUAUUCCGGGUAGCGACGUGAAAAUUUUUAAGAUGCCGGAUGAUGCAGGGAUUCAAAUAGGAAAUAUCCCCGAUAUUCAGAUACCAAACCUUUCGCAGAUCGAUUUAUCAAAUCUCGCGAAAGUUCAAGUAAAAACUGUCGAUGUUCCUGGUCUCCAAAACAUUCAAAUGCCAAACGAUUUUUUUGAUGGAAAUGGGCUGGUGGGAAUAAUAAUUAAUGGAGGGGAAGCUACCAAUGGACUGCCGGGUUCAUGCUCCGGUGACGGUGAAGUCGGUGAAACAAACGACGAAGCACUAGAAAAGCUUCAAGAAGAGGUUCAGGCGUUGACGAAAAAAUUGCAGGAGGCGGAGAAAAACCUUGCGCUUAAGGACCUUGCAAUCAAGGAGAAUACAGAGAAAACAGAGCAAGGAUAUAAGGCGCUGCAGGAGAAACAUGAUGCAGAGGUCAAGGUCUUGACGGAAAAAUUAGAUGGCUUGAAAGAAGAGUUAGAACAACAAUCCAGAAAAUCCAAUGAGACGCUAAAUGAAGUAAAGAAAAGCUGCGAGCAGACAUUGAACGAAAACAAAGAAAGAGAAGACCGGGAACGUGAGACGCUGCAGGAGGCACAUAAUACAGAAGUCAAGAUCUUGAAGGAAAAAUUAGUCGAUUUGAGAGAAGAGUUAGAUCAGCGAUCCGGGAAUUUCACAACAACGGUAGAGGAAGGAAAGAAAAGCUGCGAGAAGACAUUGAACGAAAACAAAGAAAGAGAAGACCGGGAACGUGAGACGCUGCAGGAGGCACAUAAUACAGAAGUCAAGAUCUUGAAGGAAAAAUUAGUCGAUUUGAGAGAAGAGUUAGAUCAGCGAUCCGGGAAUUUCACAACAACGGUAGAGGAAGGAAAGAAAAGCUGCGAGAAGACAUUGAACGAAAACAAAGAAAGAGAAGACCGGGAACGUGAGACGCUGCAGGAGGCACAUAAUACAGAAGUCAAGAUCUUGAAGGAAAAAUUAGUCGAUUUGAGAGAAGAGUUAGAUCAGCGAUCCGGGAAUUUCCCAACAACGCUAGAGGAAGGAAAGAAAAGCUGCGAGACGCCGCAGACCGAUCAUGCCGCUGAAAUUGAAUCCAUGAAGGAAAUGGUGAGGAAGGAAAAGCAAAUUUCAAUCGGCUUGAAUGAAAAAUUGAAUACGCAAGCCACCGAAUAUAUUCAGAAUCUGAAGGCACAGAAGGAGCGCUGGGACAACAGACUAACCGAACAAACGGAACGGUCGAAGAAAGAACUCGCAAAAAUUACAGAACUACACGAGAUUUGCGUUGCCCAUAAGGAGAAGAAGGACAAGCAAAUAAAGGAACUACAAUCAUUUGAACGUAAAGUUGGCAUCCCUGUGAUAAGUUAG
Messenger RNA from Neodiprion fabricii, 1894 nucleotides. Its product is annotated as serine/threonine-protein kinase MRCK alpha-like. The record is from RefSeq and is a predicted model, not a curated record. Lineage: Eukaryota; Metazoa; Arthropoda; Insecta; Hymenoptera; Diprionidae. Bases 32 to 1894 code for a protein of 620 amino acids. The transcript is spliced from 3 exons.